This is a messenger RNA of Hyaena hyaena (striped hyena), 947 nucleotides long. RefSeq names its product BCL2 interacting killer (gene BIK). The transcript has 5 exons. Lineage: Eukaryota; Metazoa; Chordata; Mammalia; Carnivora; Hyaenidae. The coding region runs from base 54 to 500 and encodes 148 amino acids. The record is from RefSeq and is a predicted model, not a curated record. Gene Ontology annotation, biological process: apoptotic process; apoptotic mitochondrial changes; male gonad development.
CGGACGCCGCCACCGUCCCCGCCGCCGCCGCCGCCUCGGACGCGAGAGAAGAAAUGUCUCACACAGGACCCCUCUCCAGGGACGUCUUUUUGAGCACCUUCCUGCAGGAGCAUGGCCCGGAGGUUCUGGACGUUCCUGGCAUGACCGAUCUCGCGGAGUACUAUGAUCCUGGGCCCUCCCCUAACGGCAACAGCCCCGACGACGUGGCCAUGCGGCUGGCCUUCAUUGGGGACGAGAUGGAAGUGAGGUGGAUGGUGCCCCGCGUUGGCGAGCUGCCCGGGAUGGCCGUGUACAGCUUGGCCUUCACCUACGGCCAGACGGGCCUGAGAGGUGUCCUCAGGAGUCUCAUGGAAGGUCUCGCCAACCUCAGGGAGAACAUCCGCAUCUGGAGCUUCCUGACCCUCAGGAACAGGGUGGCCCCCAACGCGGGACGCGGGCUGGCGCUGUCCCUGCUGCUGCUGGUGCUGCUGCUCGGCUGGGGGCUGCACCUCCUCCAGUGACCCCCUGCUGCUGCUCAGUGUGGGGGCGGGGCUGGCCCCGCCCCCCUGACCUGACCACCACCCUGGAGGUGGCCUCAGUUGGUUUUGUUGUCUUUUUAACAGUUUUCUGAUGAUCCUUUUUUUUUUUUUUUUUUUUAUUUAAACUCUGAGUGCUGGGACACUACUGAGGUUUCAUACUAGUUUGUUCUUUUUCUUUUUUGUAAGAGAAAUGAAUUCCUUAUACCUCUGGGGUCGUUACUGGGUAACUGCCCGCGCCAAGGCUCUCCUGGCCCCAUGCCGAGCAGUGGCCGGUCCCCGGAAGGAGCCUUCCUGUCCCAGGUCGGUCAUCCGGCGGGCAGCGGGGGGAGUGCUGGCCGCACCCCCGUGUCUGUGAUGCCCGCGGCAAAGAGAAAAUCUGCUGGACUAGAUUUCUGAGGGGUAGGAGAGCUCAAUAAAAUGUUGGUUUCC